CCCCGAAGCAUCGCCAUUGCAUCGGCGAUGUGGAGCGAUCCCCCGACCCCUCUCUAGGUGAGUGCUAGUAGAAUUUCUCACGCUCGCGGCGGCUUACCCCGACGGGCCUUGCGACGUGGGGCUUAUGUGUUGCUCCUUGGAUUGCCCGCUGCGUUGUCCGUUUUUUUGUUGCCCAUUCUUGGCGCAACACGCGAUUUGAAUCCUAUGGAUUCCAUGCAGGAUUUCUCGCUCGUUUGGCCCCCCGCGUCAAACUUUGCAGCCCACCAUCUCGUGGGGCGUGCUGGUCGGUACGGUGGGCUCCCAGUGCCCUGGCAGACGUGCCUUUGCUCGGAAUUGGUAGCUCGCUUGGUCAUCUGCGCCCAGAAGGCUGGUGAGAGGCACGCCAGCUGAGCGGCGCACGGCGUGGCAUGCCGCAGCGGCCGCCAUUUGAGGCCAUGCGGUUGUGCUCGCGUGCUUGGCCGCUCAGUUCUCCACCUAGGAUGCCAUCCAAGCUAAUGCUCGCAGCGACAUGAUAUGUGUCCGAGUGUGUGGUGAGAUGCUUACAUUUUUAGGUUCAGUCGAGCAAAUGUCAGUGUGCCUGGUCUCCACGCUCAACUUGAAGCCCCGAAUGCAAGUGCUGGGCCAUGGCCUUUGAAACUCGGCUGAGGCGCACAGGGGUUGCAAAGAACAUGUGGACGUGCCCUGUUCUCGCAUAUCCUUGUCAACGUGUCUCUUGUAGGGUCGGGUUCACCAGCGCAUUGCUGGUAGGGCGACAGAGCAGAGCUGGUGCUCGAACACGGGUUUCAGUUUUUAGUGUCGUGUGGCACGGCCCGACGGCCAGCUCGAGCUUGUUGAGACCUAGGUUGCCACCAGGGACUGUCUAAGACAGUCUUGCAUCGAAUGAUAUGUUUUUCUUGCACUGUCUCGUCGAUUGGACAGCUGGCUGGUAUAGAGCCCACGGCCCAGACUCCAGCAGUCAUCUCAGUUUGAAAUCAGCCAGCCCGAAGCGCCCAAGUACAUUUUUUUUGGCAGCGCAGAGCGCGCCAGAGUUGCCAACAAAGCGCGAAAGUGCGGGAGCGCGAGGACUUUGCUCGAGCGCGCUGCUCAGCUACAGGGCCGUUCGAUGUCUCCAAGGCCUUCAGCGCAAGGCCGCUUGUAGGAUCGGGGUCGCCGCCGUACGGGUGGCGGGUCGCGGACUGGAGGAGCGCGCCCGACGAUUGUGUCAAUUCGUCCCCUCGCCUUUGCGGCCCGACGCUGCCCUUCGCGGCAAGUGCGCAUGCGCAUGAGGGGCAACGUUAGGGGGGGGAUACUCCCCCUGAGCUGGUCCCCCUCCCGCGAUCCUGGAGACCUCGCGCCCCCCACGCGCAGUCCAUCAUGGAGACCUCGCGCUCCCUAUACACAGCCGAUCCUCCUCCCUGCAGACCUCGCGCCCCCUACGCACAGCAGAUCCUUCUCAGCGGCGCGUACCUUGCUCUGUGUCGCGGGGCCGCGCCCGGAGCGGGGGAUCGGGCGGAGAGG
Prorocentrum cordatum is the source of this 1497-nucleotide messenger RNA. The record is from the annotation of a GenBank genome assembly. Lineage: Eukaryota; Dinophyceae; Prorocentrales; Prorocentraceae.